AUGGACCAAGAACUUUUGGAGCGCCUAGCUCAAUUAGAGAGUGAGAAUGCCAACCUACAAAGACAACUUCAAGAUUUGAAUGGAAGACAAGAACAAAAUCACAUUUCUGUACAUCCUCAAGAAGCCAACCUACCUGAUCUUCCACCAGUUCUACCACAGCAUCAGCCAGAUCAUACAGCCCAUUCCGACGAACGACAUGAAGAUCAUCACAUCCACCGGGUAAGCAUAAAACUUCCACCAUUCUGGAAAGAGAAACCAAGGCUCUGGUUUGCCCAAGUUGAGGCUCAGUUUACACUGGCUCACAUCACGAGUGAAACAACUAAAUACUCGUAUGUAAUUUCACAUCUUGAUGAGCGCUAUGCUAAUGAAGUGGAGGAUCUUAUAAUAGAUCCACCUGUUGAAACUCCUUACUCUACUCUUAAGUCUGAAAUAAUCAGACGGUUGUCUCUAUCUGAGGAGCAACGCAUUCGUCAGCUAUUGAUGGAGGAGGAACUAGGUGACAAAACUCCUUCUCAGUUCCUACGCCACCUUCGAUCACUAGUAGGUUCGACCACAAUCCAAGAUAGUUUACUGAAAACUAUUUGGAUGCAGAGACUUCCUGCUCAUGUACAAAGUAUUUUGCAAGUCCAAAUAAGUGCCCAAACUGACACACUUGCAAUUACUGCCGACAAAAUUCUAGCAGUCCAACCUAACGCAUCUUUUUGCCAUUCUCUCACUAGUAUGCCUACAUCUUUGAAUGCCGUUAAUUCACCAAAUCUUAAAUCUUCAUUUUCUGAUGACCCAAAAUUAACUGAAGUUUUAUCAAAAUUAUCUGCUUUGGAGUUGCAAAUGAAAAAUAUGCGUAAAGAUGUUGAUUCCCUACGUGACAGGCGACCUAGGUCACGUCAGAGGAGUUUGUCUAGUAGUCGUUAUCACGCAGGUAGCUCCUCUGACACUACAGAGCAAACCAAUCUAUGCUGGUACCACAAGCGUUUUGGCUAUCAAGCUGAGAAGUGCAUUCCACCAUGCAAUUUCACUUCUCCGACAAACUCCAAAGGCAGCCAGUGA
This is a messenger RNA of Macrosteles quadrilineatus (aster leafhopper), 1047 nucleotides long. RefSeq lists its product as uncharacterized. NCBI's taxonomy places the organism in Eukaryota, Metazoa, Arthropoda, Insecta, Hemiptera, Cicadellidae. The record is from RefSeq and is a predicted model, not a curated record. Bases 1 to 1047 code for a protein of 348 amino acids. The transcript has a single exon.